Haemonchus placei is the source of this 111-nucleotide messenger RNA. NCBI's taxonomy places the organism in Eukaryota, Metazoa, Nematoda, Chromadorea, Rhabditida, Trichostrongylidae. The record is from the annotation of a GenBank genome assembly.
AUGGACGACAAUGGUAACCGAUCCAUUAUUCGAAAUGUGAAAGGACCUGUCCGCGAAGGGGAUAUCUUGACUCUGCUGGAGGCCGAGAGAGAAGCGAGAAGACUUCGUUAA